AUGGGACUGGACGAUUUUGAGCGCGAAUUAAAGGAGAGCAAGUCGCGAGAGGACGGAGAGGACAACAGAGAGCGCAGGAAACACCGGGAUCGAUCAAAAGACCACGAAGAAAGACACCACCACCGCCAUCACCACCGAUCGCAUCGACACCGCGACGAUGAUGACGACCGAGAGAGAUCGCAUAGGCGACGAAGACACCAUGAUGAAGAGCGCCACGAGGAUCAAGAGCGCAGAAAGCGACAUCGCGCUCGGCACGAAGAUUCCCACAGAGAUCGCAAGAGACGCCGCAGCGAUUCGCCUGCAAAGGAUAAGACGUCCGAGCAGAAGCCUGACACGGCAGUGAAAGUAUUCGAUAGCGAUGGAGACGAAGAGGACGAGUGGGUGGAGAAGGAGACCGUCACUGCGCCGCCGCCCCCAGAGAAGGUCUUGGACCAGCCAGAUCAAGAUCUGCACCAGAAGCAGAAAGGCGUACAGCGUGAUGCCUGGAUGCAGGAGCCUUCUGCCCUCGAUAUCGACUAUGUGAGCAGAAAGAGGCCAAAGUCGCCGCCGAGCCAAUUCGUGGGUGCCAAACAGAACCAUGAUUUCAAGGUGCAAGAGAAGCAGGUCAAUCAACAUCUGGCUGAUCUCGAGCGAGACUUUGACUCGGAUGGCGACGACGAAGCUGCAGCAGAGAAUGUCAAGGACGAGCCUCCCCACCACGAGGUCAACUAUGUCUUCGGCGAUGGUGGCAGCACAUGGCGCAUGACCAAGCUCAAAGGCGUCUACAGAAAAGCGGAGGAGUCUGGGAAGAGCAUCGAUGAUGUGGCCCUGGAGACAUAUGGCGAUCUGCGUCUGUUCGAUGAUGCGCGAGAGGAAGAGCGAGAAGUGGAUCGGAGAAAGAUGUAUGGUAAUGACUACGUUAGCUUGGAAAAGCCUUCAGGCGAGCUGUUCCAAGAGCGCGAGAUGAAGGCAGGCAUGCGGCGUGAUGAGCAGAAGAAUGCAGACGUAGACGUAUUUCAUUCGAGGCAGGGUCAAACGAUCGCCGAGGCUUCAGCACCACUUAAAACGACAUCUCUCGACCAGACGGCUCUGAAUAAGCUUAAGGCACAGCUGAUGAAGGCGAGGCUCAAAAAGGCGCCAGACCUCGCUCGGCUGGAGGAGGAGUACAAAGCAGCAGAAGCAGCAAGCCUGGCCAACGGUAACCAACCAGAUGUGGUGGUGCUCAACAAUGCAGAGAAUCGAAUGCUGGCUGGUGACAGAUCUGGAGAGGUUACCGCCGUCUCUGGAAGAAGGGCUCGCGAGCGUGGGACUGUCGUGGAAAACGAGGAUAUGUCGAUUGAAGACAUGGUCAAGCAGGAGAAGCGCACUCGUGGGAUGGCUGGAGGCGAAGGACGCCAGUUCGCGGAGCGCAUUGCCAAGGAUGGCAAGUUCAAGAACGACCUCGAUUACAUGGAUGACAACGCACAAAACCUGUCCAAGGGAGUCAUCAAAUCAGACACGAAUCUUCGAAAUGCCGCUGUCGGCGAGUUCCAGAAAAUGCAGCGCAUCCUUGAGAACUGUCCUCUGUGCUACCACGAGGAGUCGAGCACGCCACCAGUCGCACCGGUCGUUAGUCUCGCAACUCGCACUUACAUGACAUUGCACACCGAGCCUGAACUCGCCAAAGGGAGUGCUGUUAUCGUUCCCAUCCAACAUCGUCUCAACCUACUCGAAUGCGAUGACGAUGAAUGGGAAGAGAUCCGUAACUUCAUGAAGUCUCUCGCCCGCUUCUAUCAUGCUCAGGACAAAUCCGUCGUUUUCUACGAAAAUGCAGCGCACAUGCACAGCCGCAGAGGCCACGCGGCAUUAUUCGCUAUCCCUCUGCCUCAUCAUCUCGCAGACACAGCAUCGGCAUACUUCAAAGAGGCCAUCCUUGCUUCCGACGAGCAGUGGAGUCAGCACAAGCCCAUCAUCGACACGCUCGCUCUUACUCAAAGGCCGGGGUACGGCAAGCAAGCAUUCAGAAAAGCCAUGGUGAAGGAGAUGCCAUAUUUCCACGUCUUUUUCACACUAGAUGGUGGAAUGGGCCAUGUGAUUGAGGAUGAAAGGCGAUGGCCAAAAGGCGAUCUCUUUGCCAGAGAAAUCUUGGGCGGAAUGUUGGACAAAGGGCCCGAGGUGAUCAAGAAGCAGGGGAGAUGGGAAAGACAUGAUCCGCGGCUGGAGAGCUUCAGGAAGCGCUGGGACAAGUUUGACUGGACCAAGGUUCUAAUGGAUGCUCAAUGAGAAUGACUCGUCAAGUCAUGAUUCUUGCAAGACACGCUACGGUCGGUAGCUAGAGUGCAGCUGGUAUUGCUACGAUGAGAUCUGUGGCAUCUACAGAUUCUGUUCUCUGUGACUCAAUACACUGUCGUCUAUCUUGACGCCAAGGGCAAUGCUCGCUUCAGCCUUUGUCUUGCAGCAACCCAUUGCUUUUUG
Molecule: messenger RNA, 2433 nt
Organism: Pseudocercospora fijiensis CIRAD86
Lineage: Eukaryota; Fungi; Ascomycota; Dothideomycetes; Mycosphaerellales; Mycosphaerellaceae
Exons: 1
Coding region: 1-2241 (746 amino acids)
Biological process (GO): mRNA splicing, via spliceosome
Cellular component (GO): post-mRNA release spliceosomal complex
Source: RefSeq, a predicted model, not a curated record